Aureobasidium pullulans EXF-150 is the source of this 697-nucleotide messenger RNA. RefSeq lists its product as uncharacterized. The record is from RefSeq and is a predicted model, not a curated record. The coding region runs from base 225 to 593 and encodes 122 amino acids. Lineage: Eukaryota; Fungi; Ascomycota; Dothideomycetes; Dothideales; Saccotheciaceae. The transcript has a single exon.
AACUUGUAGGCUUUCAAAUCUGGAUUUCGAGUACUCAUUCCGUUGUCCUUGCAAGUUGGACACUCGUUGCGGUGUGGAACAACCUCGUGCUGACACUGUAACCACUCGCAAGCUCUUCUCUUCUCUAAUGCAACUUUGCAUGGCUUAAUAAGCGUCUCGCUUUCGUGUCGGCAGCCUGGCCAAACCAUUUUCUCGUAUCGACACAUGGCGGCAAGACUUGUUUGAUGAGCUACAAUUUCGGAACGAACAAGCUUCAAGGACGGAAAAGAUGUCGAUCAGGAUCAGCAGGAAAGAUAGGAUCAGCAAGAAAGAGUGGCUGCAUUGUUCGUCUUGAGCAUGCUCUCAGACUUCUAUUCCACUGCCAGAAGCCUGUGCAUCUCCCUCUCCCCAGACUGUGGCGCUCUGUACCACGUCUGUCAUGCUUUGUGUUACACGUCAAAAGCAGGUCCGUUGAAAUCGAGCCCUGUGUGCUGACAGCAGGCUUUGGGAUACAAGCGGCUUUGUUCCAGCUAUAUUAUGCCAUGCACCAUUUGGUAUCAAUUGAGGCUCGCUUGCAUGCCUCGGUUUGCAUCGACCCAGUUUCGGAAAUGUGACUCAGCAACCCUUUCAACAUCUCGGAGCUCAAAGUCUCAGGUACCCCUUCUCACAGGUCACAUGAAAGAUGACCAGUCGCUUUUUUGACCUGCUCGAUUGAUCC